AAUAUUUAUUUUAACAUUUAUUUAAUAUUAUUCCUCAACUACUAAAUUUAGUCUGCAAUUAUACUUGCGAAGUAGUUUUGUAUCUCAAAUUGAUAAGAGUUUUAACUGAAAUGAAAUUCAAGAAAUUGGUAUUUUUUAUCUGGUGUAAUUAAAUAUUCUGAAGCUGUAAGCACCGACGAAAUACUAUUAAAGAUAGCCAGCCUUACGGGAGUUUGUGUAACUGUUAAAUUUUAAAUGAUCAACUGAUAAUAUAAUAGUACUAAUUUUAUGAUUGUUGUUAUCCUGAUGUUUCGUAGAUAUGUUUAUGUAUUUAUAUCCCAAAAAUUCUCAAUUUUUAUUAAAAACUGUAGUUUUAAUAUUAUUAUCUAACAAUAAAUUUAAUUAGCCACAGAGAUAAUAACUGAUCAAAAAGAAUUGAAAUUUUGAAGCAAUAUACAGGGUGUACCAAUAGAAUCCGGACAAAUUCAUUGUGAGUUUUCAGAAUCAUUUACUUUAAUAAAAAAUAACAAUUGUAUGAAAAAUAUUUUUAUAUUUCGGUUAGGGCAUUCCUAAAAAACAAUUUUAUUCUAUAUAGCCCCCCUCUACUUCGAUGACCGCUUCAAUUUUGAGCCGGAAGCGUGCGCAUGCCUUUGUCAAAAAUUCCACCAUACUCGCGAACGAUGCCUCAAUAAUGGUUUUCAGCGACAACGUUAGGACGUCGAGUCUUGUUGGAGUGUCGCUCAAUCACGCACCACACGAAAUAAUCUAACGGAUAAAGUCCGGGCUGUUAGCAGGCCAAAAUUUCUUACUCUGACACAUGUUCGUGUUUUUGAAGAGCUGAUUCUGCACUAAGUGGCCGUAUAAGAACCUUGUUUGGAUUCUUCGAGCCGCAUGGCGAUAAGUAAUUUCGUAAAUCGUCGAUUUCGGAUAACAGACAUCAAGGUAAAAAUGGCAGACGUCAGGCUGCUCAUCCAAGAGGAGGGUCGCGCGGCCAGGAACUUAGUAGCCUUUAACGUGCCUGUCGGCACAAAUAACAUAGACAAAAUUACGAAAAAACCGCCCAGUGUGCCAAGACAAACGCAAUUGGGUUCGACAAAGCAAUCUAUGAAACCGACAACGAGAGUAAGGUCUGCUUCUACGGGUCGUGAUAAAAAAUCUGAAUUACAGGCAAGAUACUGGGCAUUUUUGUUUGGAAAUUUACAAAGAGCGGUCGACGGUAUUUAUCAAACGUGCGAGGAGGAUGAAAAUAUCUCCGAGUGCAAAGAAGUCAUUUUAGUGCUGGAGAACUACACACGAGACUUUCAUAAUUUAAUAGAAUGGUUUAAAGUUAAAUGGGCCUACGAAAAUUCAUCUCCGCCGUUACGACGAACUCCGUUGGCUUGGGAAGUUAGGAAAACGUCUCCUUGUCGAAUGUGGAAUUCAACCGUAAUUCCAAAAUCCACUAGUCCCCUGCAGAGAGCGAGUCCGACAGAGUCAGUUUGCAAGAGUCCGGUCGACCAGAUCAUAUGUGAAAGUAAACCAAUUGUAGCGGACAAUAAAGCUAAUCAUGUUAAAGAUGAAUUUGUCCACAAAGUGUUGAAAGAUAACAAAAACAAUGUUUGCAAGAAUUGUUCUUCUGACAUUAAAGAGAAACGUAAAAAUGGAAUAGAUAAGACAGUAAAUCAAACGACAAGUAAGGAAAAAUCGAUGAAGGUAUCCAACAAGGUUCUCGUGAAACAAACAGUACAAUCAAAAACGAACAGUUUUGUUGAUCGCAGGACGUUAAACGACAAUGUAACAUGUGGUUCGAAAAAUAAAAUCGAUGUUCGAAAUAUUUCUAAGCAAACAAAGGACUGUUUACAUGGAAAUAUUGUAAAACUAGUUGAUUCUAAUUUAUCUGCGGAGAAACGAGAACAAACAUGUAGAGGUGAUGAAAAUGUUCAGCUGAGUUCAUGUACUAACUGUGAACUUAUGCAAAAGGAAUUUAACGGCGUGAACAUUGCAGAUGGUAAGACAGACGGGAAAGGUAUGGAUAGCAAAUUGUAUAAUAAAAAUAAUGGGCUGGGAAAGAAUGAAAUUAAUACCAAAGUUAAGAAAGAUAGUAAUAGAAAAUGUGAAAGCAAUAUCAGUACUGAAAAGUUAAGUACAAAGACAACCAUUGUUCAGAGUACUUCAGAAAAGAUAAAUCAAGUUAAUUGUCAAAUAAAUAAACAUUCUCAUGAAAUUGGUGAUAAAUCAAAUACUGAAGAUAUUUUGAACACAUCAUCUAAUAAUAUAGAUAAAAACUCCGUAGUACUUAACGCAAAUAGACCCGCCUACUCAACUGUGUCGCAAACAAAAAGUUCUAAAGUACAGUCGUCAACUUCAUCCGAAACUCCGAAGUUCACUAGAAGUAAAACUUGUUUAAGUGAUAAAAAUUUGCCUUCUUCAAAUAAAAGAAAACCUGGAACGUCUGUUAUUGUGAGAGGACGGUUUCAAACUUCUGAAAAUAAGUUAUCAGAACAAAAUACCUUAAAAAAAGAUCAAAAUAGAGACAUAAAUGGAUCAGUAGAAGUUUUAAUCAAACAAACAGCAUCUCCAAAGUUAAAAGACGAAAAUGAUGGUUGGCAAACAGUAAGGAACCGCUGUAGAAGAGGGAGCACUCAUAAUUUGAACAUGUCUACACGAUUUCAUAAACCAAGUACUGCUCUAUCUUUGCCAGUUUUAUCAAUAGAAAGUCCAUCAGAAAAGCUAAAGAAGACUAGUUACACUCCUGAUGGAAACAAGCAAAAGAAAAAAUGUAUUGUAGGAAAAACUGGCAAAAAUAUGAAUAAUGAAGUAGAGAAAGUUAAAGGAGAAUUCAUAACUUCUACGAUUAAAAAUAAUCUCGAAGACACAUUUAAAAAGAAUACGUUAAAUUUGUGUGAUACUAAUUCGACAUCAGUGAUUGCAGCUAUUUUUAAGAAUGACGCAGAAUUACUUGAGAAACGUAUACAACAAUUUAUGACCGCUCAGGCGGAAAGAGAAAGAAUUAUCUUAGAGGAAGAAAGGAAGACGGAAGAAGCAGAUUCUCAAAGAUCUCAGCAGCUAUCGGAUGAAGAGGCAUCUUUAAAACGGCAGAUUUUGGAAUUGGAAUCCACCGAAAUUGACGUUGACACUGAAACAGAUGAAACAGAUGGUGAAAUGGUACUUGAAAUGGAAGAUGAGUCUGCAGUACCGCUCAGUGUUGUCACUGAUGAUAUUAGUUUAGAAGAUAGGUAUGAAAAUAUGUUGGAAGGCAUGUCUUGGGCGGAAAGAGUCGAUACUCUUGCACAAUUACGUGCAUUAGUGGCUCGCCAUCCAGGGCGUGCUUUAGAACUGCAUCAGAAACUGUCAUCUCCAUCGCGAAAAAGAUCACUUCCUGAAACAUUAAGAAGAUAUCAAGCAAAACAGGCUUGUGCUCAACACAAACGUCAAAAGCUACUUAAGGAGAAAUCGCAACGAUUGCGAGAAUUAUUGAACAAAGUGGAAGACGUCAAAAGUGCAAAGAGUCAAUUAAUAGAGGACAAAAGGAUCAGAAUGGAAAUGAAACUUAAAAGGGCGGAAGAAAAUAGGACACAACAUUUAUUAGAAAUAGUGAGAAAAGCACAUGACGAAGAUUCGAAGUUGAAGGAAAUUGCUUUUAUCAAUGAACUGGAGGCGCAAAAUAAGAGGCACGAUUUCAUGGCGUUAUGUCAAGAACAAGAAGAAAGAUUACAAGGUAUUCAAGAAGAACGUCAACGCCGACAAGAGGAAAAAGCUGCCAAAGAAGCUGCAGCUGAAGAACGUCGAAGGGCUUUAGAAGCAGAGCGGCAGUUACGAAUACAAAAAAUGAAACAGGCACGACGAGAACGAGAGGAAAGAGUUGGCAAAAUGCAGCUCGAGAGAGAAAAAGAACGACAAGAACUAGCAAGAGAAAAAGCACGAGAUCGUGAAGAACGUUUGUCAGCACUUCACGCAGCUCAAUUAGCUAAUCAGGAAGAGCUGCAGAAAAAAAUAGCGCAAAAGCAACAAGAAUCCGCUAGGCGGCAUGUAGAGAACAUUGAGCACAUUCGGCAACGUGCGGUUGAGUCUUCAAUUUUAAGAUCAGAAGAAGUGCCACCCAUUCUCAAAUCGUAUCCCGCUCAAAAACAAUGUUCUCUGUGCGGCACAAUUAUCUCUAACGAGGUGCAUCUUUUAAGCCAUUUAAAAGGGAAAACACAUCUUGAGGCAGUGCGAAACGCGCAUGAUAAUCGUGAGCCAUCGCGAGAUGAACUUCAACGUUUUAAUAUUGCACAAAUACGGGAUGUCCCUGUCACCGUAGCCAAUAAUAAUAACGCGAACAAAGUUGCAAAAGAGAAGCAAAAGGCACUGAAACGUCGAUGCAGGAAAAUAAAGCAGCGCAUGAGCUCGCGCGGGCAGGAAUGGGAAGACAAACACAAAAGUGAGACAAAUCAAAAUUUGUGUAUCGAAUCGGCCAAUAAAGCUAAAUUUCGACGCAAUUUGAAAGAGCUAGACAGAUUAUAUAAUAAUCAUUCCAAAUCGGCAUGGUCAAACAUAGCACUUGCUACCUUAGAACGCUGUUUGGGAGAAAUUGUUCGAGCUUUCUCUAAAUCGUGUCCACUUGAUCAAGAUGCUUUUAGAUGCUUGAAUGGAUUUGAUACUUUAACAAACUUAUUGAAUUUAGGUUUAAAUACGCAAAAUGUAUCUCAUAUUUUACCAAAUAAAGCAAUCACAUCGCUGUGCCGAGUUUACAAGGCAGGGAUUAGUGGAAACAUUGAGAGCAUAGAAGCUAUCUUAUUGAGCAACAAAAUUCUCGUUAUUUUGGAUCUACUUCUACAACGUUUAGAGACUCUGAGUAGCCUCGACGACCACGCUCAGGCUCAGGAUGUAUCCACCAAUUCAACCGGAAAUAGUACAGUAACUGCCAGCGCGACGCAAUUGCUGUGCUGCCUGAUCCCUGAAGAACCCUUUGAGAAAACGGUCUUGCAGACUCGCGUUCAAGAUAUUGCCGGAUAUCUGGUAGCCGGCGGUUUAGUGGAUCGCGUAUCACGCCACAGUUGGGCCUUAAUCGAGACGGAUUUUUUUCUGGAUCAGGAACAUGAGUCGCCGUUAUUGGUAGCGUCUUAUGAUCUUCUCGCGCGUAUUUGCAGCCAUCUGAGAAGGUCUGUCGAUCAAGAUGCUGUUAGCGUGCAUGGCGAGAGCGGUAGCAGCGUCGAGCAUACGAGCAACGAGUCGCAUUUGUUGUCGACACUUUCAACGACCGAGGCAUCGAGCGCGAUCAGCGUUCUUUACGCGGCGGUCGCGUACACGCCGCAGAAUCAGAAGAGUACUUCGCCUACCCCCAGCCAGACGUUCACGAUCGCUGUACGGACUCUGGCCACCUACGGUCUCAAACUUCUUAAAUCGAUCGCGGAGCUCGAUCUCCGGACGCUACAGAGCUUUUUGGGCGCCGAGGGCACGAGUUUGCAAUGGCGGCUGAUAGCGAGCCACCUGAUAACCCGGCUGUCUCGCGACUCUUUGUCAGACAAAUCGGAGGUGGGAUCUGUGCCGAAUACAAGCGGUAUUCACAUCCUCUCAGAGUUGUUUGUGGUGCUUGGGUACUUUGCUCUCAACAAUCCGGACAAUCAGUUGGUUCUCCAAUCGGCUGGCGCGGGCCCCAGUGUUCUCCAGCAGCUGUGCACGUUGCCGUUCCCGUUUUACGGAGAUCCCAAAUUGAUAACGUAUACGUUGCCGGCACUUUUGGCUGCUAUCCACCACAAUUCUGAGGCAAUGGCGAUAUUGUCUUGCGAAAUGUCGUACGAGUUGCUGGAGCAGUACAGAAAUUCGGACGAAGGUAAAUUAAACCCUUUGGUGCGUUUGUUGAAGAAUGACGUCUAGUCGUUGAUCACGUUUCGUACGUUUCACUAAAGGUUUGAUUAGUUUAAUUUCGUUUCUCAGAGCCAAUUAGACAUUAUUAGGCAUUACAAUUUGUGCGUAUCAUCGAUGGAUUGUUAUAACAAAUAAUCGUUACUCCGACGAGAUAAGAGGAAAAUAGAUAAGAGAGUUUUCGUCGGAUCGUAAUUCGCAUAGUUGCCUGUAUCCGAUUAUCGAACGAUCAAAGAUUGAAUCGCGAUAACGGUAGUUCCUUUCUAAAAGUGAAUGUACGUGCACGUCUCUUCCCGGGAACGAAAGUUAAUUUGAGAGUUAAAUUUACUCAGAAGUAACGCGAGCAAGACGAAGAAGGUAUAACGUACUUUAAUUUAGACCAGUGCUUUCCGAACCAUUUCGGUCGCCUAUUUACAUCCACAACAUACUGAUGGAACACGCAUGCAUAUUUGGCUUUGCAGGCUUGCGGUAUGCAGCGUUUCGUUUCUACGGAGUAUCUUAGUAUCGUUGGGCUUUUUCAAUUAUAAGUGUAUUUUUCAUCGGAUUGUUUUAAGCCCAUCGUUAAAGUUCCCUACAAAGUUACGCUUACAUAAUAGAAUUGUUUGAAACGUGUUUUCGAAAAGUGCUGAUUCAGGUAAUGACACUUGUCGAGAAGUCAGAGUAAAAAAGAGAAUACACGCGCGUUUGCCAAGUUCGAAGUAGAGAACGAAGUUACGAUUUACAUUUCCGAAAUAAUCAUUCAGUGGAGGAAAUCGUUACUUUGUUGAACUGUACGCGGAAUAAUUUAUUCCCGUGCAUUAACAGUGACUUGUGAUUGAAAUUACCCGUCGCCUCGCUGAACGAAUGACGACAGUAAAGAUCAUGACGAUCGUUCCCUGGUAGUUUAGGCUAAAGUAAAGCCCAUUUUCAUAAUAUACGGUUAACUAAAAAGUUAGAUUGACUAUAACUUGAAAAUUAAUUUUCACAUUCUUUUACAAGUUUAUGGUUAAAUAAAUUACACGUAAUACGUGUAUAUAAACUGAAAAGAAGAGUUUUGUUGCAUUAAUAGGAAUUCUGUUAGAUUCAACCAGUUUGUCUGUUCCAAAACGAACGAAUCAGAAAUCUCUUGUAGAAAUUACCAGAUUAUAGUAAAUUCUAUCAAACGUCCUGAUUACAAUAACCGGAGUCUUGUUAUAAUAAUUAUAAGUUCUGUUUGGUUUCACCAGAAACACUCACUCAUAUAAGUUUUGUUAAUAUAAUCAGAUCAUUUUUCUCAGUGUACACGUAAUCUUUAGGCUUAUUUAGCCAUAAACUUGCGAGAGAGCGUAUAAUAAUUAAUUUUCAAGUUAUAAUUAGUCUAUUCUUUUAAUUAUUAUAUGUUAUAAAAACAGGCGUAAAUAAGUGUUUGAUGAAAGUUAUGCAUUCGUGAGUUAUCAUCUCGAAUAGUAUAUAUAUUUUUUUUCAUACGUUCGGUAAACUAAGAAAUGCAGACGGGCUUUUCAUAAUUUUUUUUCUCAAUAUGAAGGCAAGCGAUGCGCGCAAAGCACUAUCGUUCUAGGAUUGGCUCGUAAGACCUUGAAUUUUGUGAAUGUAACAAGAGCGUAGGACAUACAAUAGAGGAUACGCGACGGCGAGAAGUGAUCGAAUAAAACGCGCAGAUUAUCCGUGAAUCUAGUCCUUCUCAUACAGCGUACAUUGUCCAAAGGGUGUUCUGAGAACUUUCUUAAGACAUUCUUAGACAUUUCUCUCUCUGUGUGUGUGUGUGUUUGUGUGCGUGAAUGUCUUUAGGAGGUAUGUGCUGUAUGGGUUUUAAUAUUAGCAGAAUUUUAUACUUGCAAUCAUCGCUGCGUAUCUCGUAUUGUAUUUUUUAUUACCGUCCGUUUCUACGCGUGCCAAUCUGAUGCAAAGAAUGUGUCUUCAAAUGGGCCUUUUGAUAUAGUAAUUGUCGCGUGGGACGGCCCAAUAGAAGUAGAAAGAUAUUCGUGUGUAUGUUAGCCACGUAAACUAUAUACCCGGGGUAUAACAGUCCGUAGAUUUUAGCGAAUUCGAAUUUAUGUUACACACGCGUGUCGUGUGCUCGUUACGCGAAUUACAUUUUUAAGCGUUUCACGAUAAAAGAAUCGAAUUUAGGCUAAACUUUGUAGCUGGACAAGAAAUUAUUUAAGAAAAAUAGUAUUUAUCAAAAAGUAAAGGUUUUAUUAAAAUAAUCAGGAAGGAGUUUUUCUAGUAAUCCGUGAAAUGGAAAUGGUCUUUUAUAAUAUGGCUAUCUAUUUAUUGGGCAUUCCUGGUAAAUAUUUUUUUAUGCGUAAUUAUAUAUUGUAUAUGAUGAUCUAAUUAUACUACUUGUCUCGCCCUUCAAGAUUACGAAGGCAGAUCUUUGGGGCCUUGAGUAAAAAUAAUUUUUUUUUAACAAAAAUUAAUUUUUAUUUGAAGCUGAUUUAUUUGUUUAUAAGUAUACAAUCAAAUAAAAUCCUUUUUUUAAUGACAAUAAAAUUCCUUUUUGCAAAAUUAUCUUCUUGAAUAAUGAUAGGUCUGCAAAUUAAGAAAGUUGAAAAACAAGCUUGAUUAAGAUGUGAAUUAAACCAACGAUUUAUUUAUACAUACAGCCAAAAUAAUUCGGUACUUACAAUAGUUAUCAUCAGCCGCUGAUAAAUUGAAAAAUAAAUACUUAUACUUAAUUACUUAAAAACAGUAGAUCGUUAGAAAAGAUAAUUAAAAAGAAAGAAUCUAACCGGGGAUGUUUAUCGCAGAGCGAGCAAUCAAUUUUUACAUGUUUUUAUAUUAAGUAUAUAAAUUAGCACCUAUUAUAAUUUUUCUCCUCCAAAUUUUUCGCUGUAGAGCGUAUAUUACGUAUUAUAUUGCAACGCCCUAGUUCUGUCAUCUACUUUGAAACAUUUGGCAUAAUGUGGAUAUAAUAAGUUACUGCUUGGGAAUGAUGAGUUUCAGCAGUUAAUUUUGCUGCAUCUCAGAGAUUUGCUAGCAUUUUUUAAGAUUCUUUCGUCUUUAUAGGUAUCAGCUCCAUUAUAACAGGUGCCAACGCUGAAAGAGCUGAGCCAGCUAAGUUUUGCGUAAAUGUAACUUAUCCUUCCUUAUAUAUAUAUACAAUGUUUACAUUUAAUGUAGUAAGUUCCUAGUUGAGUAUUGAACUUCCAGAAAGCAAUUACCAUCCCUUGGAUACUUCAAAAUUAAUUCCUCUUUCACCUCCUUUAAGCCCUCUUGUAACCAAAAGCUUCAUUGAUUGGCCAAACUGGUAUUUCAAGCUCUUUCUUGUUUUUUGGAGUUUUGUCAUUCAGCUCGAAAUUUUUUUUUUUUUGAAUGAUGUUCUGAUUUACGGAAGUAAUACUUUCGCUAUUAUCAGGAUGAUUCUGCUGCUCUGUAAUAACUCCAUUGUGUUAGAUGAUUGGUUCUAUAUUUUAGUGUACCGUUUCUUCAAUUUAGCGAUUCAGUUAAUGAGUUUUGUGCAAAAUAAAAUAGAGAAACAGAACGAGCAUUUCUGGCAUAUUAUUGUAUUAUUUCCGGAAAGGAGAAAAUGCUAUUUAAUCAGCUAAAAAAUAUGUAAUGUUUAUGGAGUAUUUAUAUUUACCGAUCGUGCCGUACGAAAAUGCCCGGAAAGGUAAAUUCAAAAUCGGGAACGUUUAGGACGGUCUGUAAUAACCGACCACGAUAAUGACUGUAAUGGACGAAGAUCCACAUUUUACGCUUCGAGAGAUAGAAAAUAAUGGACAAUACAUUUGUUAAUAAAAGUUUUUUUAUGUUUUAUUCAAGAAAAGGUAAAAGAACCUAUCGAACUUAUGUAACAACCCAAUACAUUCAGAUCCUAUGGACAAGAAUCAAUUAUGUAAGAAUCUUACAACAGUUACCAAGUCGCAACAGUUUUUCUACUGAACGCAGCCAAUGACGAAGAAGAACGAUUGAGACCUCAACACAAAGACACGUCACGA
This is a messenger RNA of Solenopsis invicta (red fire ant), 9722 nucleotides long. RefSeq names its product S phase cyclin A-associated protein in the endoplasmic reticulum (gene ssp3). The coding region runs from base 871 to 5814 and encodes 1647 amino acids. The transcript is spliced from 15 exons. The record is from RefSeq and is a predicted model, not a curated record. NCBI's taxonomy places the organism in Eukaryota, Metazoa, Arthropoda, Insecta, Hymenoptera, Formicidae.